UUAAACAAAGGCGCGAAAGUGCAAAACCAUCGUUAGGGUUUCGGAGUUCAACGAAGGUUUUGUGCUCCCAAAUUAUUGUUCUUUCUUCGUCUUUGUUGCUUCUCUACUCAACUAUUCACCAUGAGCAGAUCAGGGCAGCCGCCGGAUUUGAAGAAGUACAUGGACAUGAAGCUUCAGAUAAAACUUAAUGCAAAUAGGAUGAUUGUUGGUACCCUCAGGGGUUUUGACCAGUUUAUGAACUUAGUUGUUGACAACACCGUGGAAGUCAAUGGCAAUGAAAAGAAUGAAAUAGGGAUGGUGGUAAUUAGAGGAAACAGUGUGGUUACUGUUGAAGCACUUGAACCUGUGAACAGGACCUGAUUUCUGUUUCAUUGUAAUAUUUCUCAGUAUAUUGCAUUGUUUGAAUUGGUGUGUAUUUUGAACAAUGUACAUGAAAUUGUGGAUCUUAAGGUUCUUUUCCUUUCUCA
Messenger RNA from Arachis duranensis, 467 nucleotides. RefSeq names its product probable small nuclear ribonucleoprotein G. Gene Ontology annotation, molecular function: RNA binding. The record is from RefSeq and is a predicted model, not a curated record. Bases 121 to 360 code for a protein of 79 amino acids. The transcript has 4 exons. Lineage: Eukaryota; Viridiplantae; Streptophyta; Magnoliopsida; Fabales; Fabaceae. Gene Ontology annotation, cellular component: U4 snRNP; SMN-Sm protein complex; U1 snRNP. Gene Ontology annotation, biological process: spliceosomal snRNP assembly; mRNA splicing, via spliceosome.